CGCACACGCCGACUUUUAGCGCGAGCGCGCGCGCGCGCACGCCUUACAGAUGUCGGUGCAGCGGGACAGCGAGCGAACUUUGUGAAAAGUUCGCCGCCGCAACGACGUAGACGCCGGAUUACGGGAAAGGGCGACUUUCUUUCUUUCCUUCUUCCUUGCUUUCUUUCUUUCUUUGUCUCUCUCGUUCCUUCCUUGUCCUCGCCCCCGGUCGUUUGCGCGCACCGGGCCCGGUUUUGGUCACCACACGGAUGGCCCAGCGUCGCCGUGCGGCGCUCAGCACAGGCCGGGAGAGCGCGCGCAGCUUGCGGACUCGGGCGCCGGGACCAGCCGCCUCCGCCGGGUCCUCGCCGGGGAGCGACUUUGCCGACCUCGCACGGUGAAAAGCAAAAGGCAAAAGGCAAAAGGAGCGUCUGAGGCUCCGCUAUGGGUCGCGUGCACUUCCUGGUGUGCUUUUCCCUGCUGGAGCUUUCUUUUGCGGCAGGGACGUCAUACGGUGCGGCGCGAGGUGCGGAUACACCGGAGUCUCCUUCCGCCGCGGGGACGCACGAAAAACUUCUCUCCGGCAAGUUAAGCGACUACGGCCUCACGGUUCCGUUCAGCAGCGACUCCCACGGCCGCUUCGUGUCUCACGUGCUGUCGAUGGACGACGAAGGAAGUAGCAGCAGCAGGAGAAGGAAGAUGAGGAGCAGGAGGGCGGCCCGCCGCGCCCCCGACACGUCCUCGGCGGGCUCCGGCUCGGGGUCCGACUUCUUAUUCUUCAACGUGACCGUCUUCGGCAAAGAGCUGCACCUGAGGCUGAGGGCCAACCGGAGGCUGGUGGCCCCCGGGGCCUCGCUGGAGCGGCAGGAGGACUUCGAGGCCGUGGCCGAGGAGCGGCUGCACGCCGACUGCGUGUUCACCGGCGACGUCGGCGACAUGCCGCACGCCACCGUGGCCGUCAGCAACUGCGACGGACUGGCAGGCCUCAUCCGCACCGACAGCGGCGAGUUCUUCAUCGAACCCCUCGAGAAGGGCCGGCAGGAUGCGGAGGCCAAGGGCCGCGUGCACGUGGUCUACCGGCGCUCGGCCCUCAAGCUCCAAACGGGCCGGCGCGGCGGGGAGCUCCGCACUCAAGAGUCCGACUUUGGGAUCGCGGACCUCCCGGCCGCCGUGGACCUGCUCGAGCGCCAAGUGCCGGAGCCGGAACGCAAGCGGCGGCACGCCGAGAACGACGACUACAACAUCGAGGUGCUCCUUGCCGUGGACGACUCGGUGGUGCGAUUCCACGGCAAAGAGCACGUCCAGAACUACGUGCUGACCCUCAUGAACAUUGUUGACGAAAUCUACCAUGAUGAAUCUUUGGGAACCAACAUUAACAUCGUCCUGGUGCGCAUGAUCAUGGUCGGGUAUCGACAGUCCAUCAGCCUGAUCGAGCGUGGCAACCCAUCGCGCAGCCUGGAGCAGGUGUGCCGGUGGGCGAACACGCAACAGCGCGCCGACCCCGACCACGCCGACUACCACGACCACGCCAUCUUCCUCACAAGGCAAGAUUUUGGUCCCGCAGGUAUGCAAGGUUACGCUCCGGUGACGGGCAUGUGCCACCCGCUGAGGAGCUGCACCCUGAACCACGAGGACGGCUUCUCGUCCGCCUUCGUGGUCGCCCACGAGACGGGCCACGUGCUGGGCAUGGAACACGACGGGCAGGGCAACCGCUGCGCCGACGAGACCGGCAUGGGCAGCAUCAUGGCCCCGCUGGUGCAGGCCGCCUUCCACCGCUACCACUGGUCGCGCUGCAGCAAGCAGGAGCUCAGUCGCUACAUCCACUCGUACGACUGCUUGCUGGACGAUCCCUUCGAGCCCAAGUGGCCCAAACUUCCCGAGCUCCCCGGGAUCGAUUAUUCCAUGGACGAACAGUGCCGCUUCGACUUCGGCGUGGGUUACAAGAUGUGCACGGCUUUUCGCACGUACGACCCCUGCAAGCAGCUGUGGUGCAGCCACCCUGACAACCAGUACUUCUGCAAAACCAAAAAAGGCCCACCGGUGGACGGGACGGAAUGCGGGCCCGGAAAGUGGUGUUUCAAAGGCCACUGCAUCUGGAGGUCCAGCCAGGAGCCUCAAGGCCACGACGGCAGCUGGAGCACCUGGUCCAAGUUCGGCUCGUGUUCGCGGACGUGCGGGGGCGGCGUUCGAUCCCGCGGCCGACAGUGCGACGACCCCCCGCCGGCCUACGGCGGACGCGAGUGCCCCGGCUCCGGCUUGGACUACCAGGUGUGCAACGCGGAGGAGUGCGCCGGCCCCUACGAGGACUUCCGCGCUCAGCAGUGCCUCCAGAGGAGCAACAAGUACCACAACAACAUGAAGCACACCUGGCUGCCUCACGAGCACCCGGACGAGAGUCGCAAGUGCGAGCUGAGCUGCCGGUCGAAGGAAACGGGCGAGGUGGUCUUCAUGAACCAGGUGAUGCACGACGGAACCCGCUGCAGCUACGCGGACCACUUCAACGUGUGCGCGCGAGGAGAGUGCCUGCACGUCGGCUGCGACAAGGAGGUGGGCUCGUACAAGGAGGAGGACAAAUGCGGCGUGUGCGAGGGCGACAACUCGCACUGUCGCACCGUCAAGCUGACGCUCACCAAGACGCCCAAAAAGAACGGGAUGUUGAAAAUGUUCGAUAUCCCGACGGGGGCCCGACACAUCGUCAUCGAGGAGAACGACACCUCCCCUCAUCUCAUUGCGGUGAAAAAUCAAGUGACCGGCAACUUCAUCCUCAACGCGAAAAGCGAAGACGCCGAGUCAAAAAGCUUCAUCGAGAACGGUUUACAGUGGGAGUACGCCCUGGAGGACGGCAAGGAGAGCCUGCGAACGUCCGGUCCGCUACACGAGGGCAUCUUAGUGCUGGUCAUUCCUCGAGGAGGAGAAGAAGAAGCCAAGAUCAGCUUGACGUACAAGUAUAUCAUCCACGAGGACCUCCUGCCUCUUAUUACCAACAACAACGUUCUUCUGGCCGAGUUGGAUUCGUUUGAGUGGGCGCUGAAGAGCUGGUCGCAGUGCUCCAAACCUUGCGGUGGAGGCAUACAGUACACCAAAUACGGAUGCAGGAGGAAGAGCGACAGCCGUUUGGUGCAUCGCAACUUUUGCGAUACCAACAAGAAGCCCAAACCCGUCCGCAAACGCUGCAACGUCCAAGAGUGCAGCCAGCCCACGUGGGUGGUGGACGAGUGGAGCGCGUGCAGUAAGACGUGCGGGAAGCAGGGCUACCAGACGAGGGCGGUGCAGUGCAUGCAGGCGCUGCACAACGGCACCGACCGGUCCGUCCACAGCAAACACUGCGCCGAGGACCGGCCGGAGCCCAAGAGGGCCUGCAACCGCACGGCGUGCCCCGCCCAGUGGAGGACGGGGGCGUGGUCCCAGUGCUCGGUGACCUGCGGCGAAGGGAUCCAGCAAAGGCAAGUGGUGUGCAAGGCCAGCGACAACUCUGCGGGACAAUGCGAAGGCGACAGACCCGAGACGCUGCGCAUUUGCGAGCUCGCCGCGCCUUGUCCAGGACAAGCAGCGCCCCCUUUUGGCCUGGAGAACGUGACUAUCAAAGAUGAAGCCUUACGUCAAAGGGAGCCUGGCCACCCUGUUCUUCAAAUCACGUCAAAUGAGGCGUGCCAGGGGGAUAAAUCCAUUUUCUGUCAAAUGGAGGUUCUUGCCCGCUAUUGCUCCAUCCCCGGAUACAAUAAGCUUUGUUGCGAGUCGUGCAACAAGAACCCGGCCACGCUCUCUCCUGACCUCUCACACGCCACCAAGGCCUCAGCGGAACCCGAGACCGCCACUGAUUCCUCCGUCACCUCCCUCGGGCCUCCGCGACCCACUGCUGCCCAGAAUCUAACACAAACCACUAAAGGAGUAAACAGGUGGCCGCGUUCAACUACCCGGGCGCCCAACGCCAUCGCCCCGACGUCCACAGGCAUCCCCGCCGCCGACCCGGGGCCCCUUCUACCUCCAGGCGACGCCUCCCUCGAGGAGCACAGGCCCGACAGCACUUUAGGCCCACUCGCUGGAAAAUCAAUAAGGGACUAUUUAGGAUCCGAGAGGGACUCCAGCCACAGAUGAACAGUAGUACCACACGGUGGAAUGGCAGUGGCGCUACAUCAUCUCAAACAAUGCAGCGUUUGGAAGACUAACUUUUUUAAAACAAAGAUUUUUCUCUGGACCGGUGACGGUUACCUCAUCCAACCUCCAAAGAACGACCGACGUAGGGUCGCUCUGUCCUCGGUGCUGUCAAAAUGAGGCGUGUUGAAAAUGUGACGACCGCAUUGCUCCCUCCGCGUUUGUUUCUGUGUCCAGUUGUUUGAACCCCAAGUGCAGCAGAACUACUAGUGAACCCGUGUUGUGAACGUGGGCGAACGGCUGCGGAGUCUAGCGUGCGCCACUUAUGGAAUUGUGGACUAAGCAAAAACUGGCAUUUUCUCCUUUGCUCAUUCAAAGCUUGAGACCUAGACUUUCCACACUGGACUGCUGACUACAUCUUGAGCUUCCACACUAGACUGCUCUAGUGCUGACUAGAUCUAGAAAUUCCACACUUGACUGCUAGUGGUGAAUUGACUUUACACACUAGACUGCUAGAGUGGAGACUAGACAUAGACCUUCCACAUUAGCCCGUUCUAGUGCUGCCAACUAGCACUAGAACGUUCACAUGAGAUCGCUCGUGGGCUGACAAGACCUAGAUUUUCCACACCAGACUCAUAAGAGUGCUGAGUAGACCUAGACUGCUCUGUCUUUUUUAAGGCAGAAUGUGGUGCUGCUGAAUUGGUUAGCAAGAUGGCGUAGUCCAUAAUUAGCCAGGUGUCUCCGCAGUUGUCAUUCCUGACAGGAACCGUCAUGGCUUCUUUGUCGUUGGUGCUCUUCAAACGUCGCCCGCUUGUGCUUCAAAACCAACAGCGGGGGGGGGGG
Phycodurus eques (leafy seadragon) is the source of this 4914-nucleotide messenger RNA. RefSeq names its product A disintegrin and metalloproteinase with thrombospondin motifs 14. The transcript is spliced from 23 exons. Gene Ontology annotation, biological process: proteolysis; extracellular matrix organization. The record is from RefSeq and is a predicted model, not a curated record. The coding region runs from base 424 to 4074 and encodes 1216 amino acids. Gene Ontology annotation, cellular component: extracellular matrix. NCBI's taxonomy places the organism in Eukaryota, Metazoa, Chordata, Actinopteri, Syngnathiformes, Syngnathidae. Gene Ontology annotation, molecular function: metalloendopeptidase activity.